UUCCAUUGGGGUCCAUGCUACCGCAGUUCUCUGUAUUGGACUGAAGAAAUCACUGGCUGGCGAAACGUUUCCUCAUAAGUGACAAAACGCCGGAGGACAGUGUGAUUCUGCCUCAGUGUGGUGUAGCUGCCUUGGUGGUGAAAAUUCCACAGCUUCCUAACACUACUAGUACUACUGCUACUAAUGGUGCUGCUACUACUGCAAACACUCGGCGUAAUAAAGCCCUCCUACAUGGUGAUGAGGGCUCUGAAACCUUGGAUAACUUGACUACCAGGGUGUCAUCAUUCAUGCGAGGUCACCGUGUGGGCGUGGUGGUGGUGGUGGGGGCGGUGUUUGGAGAGGAGGAAGUGGGCGGUAUUAUAGGUGAACUUCAGGUGAGACUACUGCCCCGCCCACCUCUCCUGUUGCCCGCCCAUGGUGACGCCCAGGCAGCCGCCCACAUCCAGGUGCUGGCUAAGGCAACACUGACUGAGCGGAGGCAGGUGGUAGAGUCAAGGAUGGAAGAAAUACUAGAAGCAACACUGACCACCAGGCAACACACCUACACUAUGGGUCGUGCCAUGGGACUCAAUAAUCACCAGAUGUCAGCACUGCUUGCUUGCUUUGGCUCCCUGGGUAAUGUGGCCAAGUCAUCAGCAGAACAAAUACACUGCAGGACCUCACUCAGCACCAAGACUGCAGCAGCCAUCAUGGCCUUUCUUAGCAGAGACACUGUCACACUUUAGAUUUCGAAAGAAAAAAAAAAGAGAAAAAGAAAUAAUUUUUCGUUUUAUCAAAUUGUGACUGUAACUCAGUUGAAGAUGACUGGACAACUUGAAGAACUUGGAGUUCCAUCGUCGAGCAAGCCCAGACAUCUGGACAAGUUGUCCUACGCUUCCUCUGUCUGUUCACCUAGCACAAAGUACUUACAGCACCUGGAUGUUAGUGCUCUGUUAUGGCUCGUAUCCUGGAGAGGAGGAAUUAAGGGCCCCCAAUGGAAACAAGUCCCAUUGCUUGGUUAUCAAUGAUUAAUAAUCCUCAAGGGUUAAUAUUCCAAUGGAAGAAUUUUUCUUCUUUUUGGGGAUAUUAACUCAAGAUAACUUUAGAAAGAUAAAUAUGGCUUAUUUCUGUUGGAGUCCUUGUUCUACCCCAGGUUGCCACCCACAACAGUUGACUAACAUCCAGGUACUUAUUUACUACUAGGUGAACAGGGACAGCAGGAGUAAGGAGACUUGCCCAUUAUUCUCGCCCCGCCUGGUAGUCAAGCCCAGAUCAUUUUGGUUGUGAGCUGAACGUCCUACUAAUGAACUAUUAGUGUUAAUAAAAGUACUGCGAAGAGAGCCAGCA
Cherax quadricarinatus is the source of this 1326-nucleotide messenger RNA. The record is from RefSeq and is a predicted model, not a curated record. Lineage: Eukaryota; Metazoa; Arthropoda; Malacostraca; Decapoda; Parastacidae.